AAAUCCCGGCUGAGUGUCGGAGAAACGUCCUUUAAAACAAGUUGUUACCGGUAGAUAAACCACUUCACCGAAAUUUUAACCCAUGUUCAAGACGCACAGAAGGAAAGACGAGCUAACAGGUUAUUGUGUCAAUAAUGGCUCCUGCUGCUGGUAAAAAACUUGUUGCUGCCACAUUUACUCCAUUCACCUUAGAAGGUGAAGUCAAGCUAGCAGAGAUUGUACCUUAUAUUGACUACUUGACAAAGAAGCAAGGUGUAAACAGCGUUUUUGUGAAUGGCACCACAGGUGAGAGUAUGUCUCUCACUGUUGAAGAGAGGAAGAUACUGGCUCAGGAGUGGUGUGAGAAGGCCAAGGGCAAGAUGGAGGUGAUUGUGCAUGUCGGUUGCAUGAGUCUUAAAGAUUCCCAAGAACUGGCUAAACAUGCAGCUGACAUCAAGGCUGAUGCCAUAGCAGUCAUGGCUCCAUUCUUCCUCAAGCCCAAAUCUGCAGAGGCUCUGAAGUUGUACCUGCAGGAGGUAGCUUCAGCUGCUCCACAUCUGCCCUUCUACUACUAUCAUAUUCCAGCAAUCACUGGAGUUAAAGUUCCAGCCAGAGAUGUCAUAGAAGGUAUCCAGGAGCGUAUUCCCACCUUCAGCGGUGUGAAGUUCUCUGGGACUGACCUGAUGGACUUCGGCCGGUGUGUCAGCUACAGUCCGCCUCGGUGGUCCUUACUGUACGGUGUGGAUGAGCAACUGCUGGCAGCGCUGCCUAUGGGAGCCAACGGAGCAGUUGGCAGCACUUACAACUAUUUAGGAUGCCACGUCAACAAGCUCCUGUCUGCUUUUGAGAGCCAUGACCUCGACCAAGCCAGGAAAAUACAGUUCAAGAUCCAAGAGCUUCUGAGUUUUGCCGCAAACUUUGGCUUCGAUCUUGGCGUGAACAAACAGCUGAUGAAUGACGUGUCGGGUUUGCUUCUGGGGCCGCCUCGACUCCCGGUGAUGCCAUGUCCUAAUGAUCACGCGCAGGCCAUCAAGGAGAAAUAUUUCAAGCUUUUUACUGAAUGCUGAUUUGUUCGUGCUGCAUUGUUGAACCCUAAACGUCAUGUUACAGAUGCGUCAGGUGUACGGCUACAACGGCGAGGCCACUUACCAGCAGCUUUAUGUUACUCUGCUAAACCAGCCAAUCAGAUACCAUUAAGUAGGACAUGUCAAAAAUAUAUCCUGGUGCAUUUAGGCGGCUUUGCUUAGAUGUUUUUCCAGGUGCACCAUCAGAAAAUAGUUUAAAGUUACCUGUUAAAUCAUUGCUAACCUUUCUAACCUUAAACUGGAUUUUAGCAGCACACUCUACUGUAGUGCUAAAGAAAACAAUAUUUUCUCAUG
This is a messenger RNA of Stegastes partitus (bicolor damselfish), 1358 nucleotides long. It is a transcript of the gene npl, whose product is annotated as N-acetylneuraminate pyruvate lyase (dihydrodipicolinate synthase). The record is from RefSeq and is a predicted model, not a curated record. Gene Ontology annotation, molecular function: lyase activity. The coding region runs from base 135 to 1046 and encodes 303 amino acids. Lineage: Eukaryota; Metazoa; Chordata; Actinopteri; Pomacentridae. The transcript has 12 exons.